AUGGCGACGACUGGAGUUGGAUUUCGGUGGUUAGAUUUAUUGGAAAAGGAGUUUGAUAAAGCAUGUGUCGAAUUAGAAACAUGCUUAACAGAAUUGGAAUCCGAGGACCAGGUGGCUAUGUUCUGUGGUCGCCAGAAGAUAGCUACACUGAGUUCCUGUUUUGCACAACUGACUCACAAAGCCCUCACUAUAUUUCAAAAUAGUGCAAAACUUGAGGUAUGUUUGAUAUAA
This is a messenger RNA of Danaus chrysippus (African queen), 231 nucleotides long. The record is from the annotation of a GenBank genome assembly. Lineage: Eukaryota; Metazoa; Arthropoda; Insecta; Lepidoptera; Nymphalidae.